GCGGCUCCGCUCCUUCUUCCCAUCGGCCUCGGCUUGCGGGCCUUUCAAACAUGGAGGAGCCGGAGCGGGGGGCGAGGUCGACUCGUGCCGGGAGCCCAGUGCGCCCGCCCAGUCCGCGGCUGGAUGUCAGCUCUGACAGCUUCGACCCGCUGCUGGCUCUGUACGCGCCCCGCCUGCCUCCCAUACCCUACCCCAAUGCCCCCUGCUUCAACAACGUGGCCGAAUACGAGAGCUUCCUCAGGACCGGGGUCCGGGGCGGCGGGCGCGGGCGCGGGCGGGCUCGGGGCGCGGCCGCGGGCUCCGGGGUUCCCACCGCUCCCGGGCCCUCGGGCAGGACUCGCCGCCGUCCGGACGCGCCCGCCCCGGACCCCGAGCGCAUCCAGCGCCUCCGCCGUCUCAUGGUGACCAAAGAGGAAGGGGACGGGGCCGCCGGAGCGGGCCGGAGGGGUCCGGGUCGGAGCAGGAAGGCGCCGCGCAACGUGCUCACGCGAAUGCCCUUGCAUGAAGGUAGCCCUCUGGGUGAACUCCAUCGCUGUAUCCGGGAAGGGGUGAAGGUGAAUGUUCACAUCCGCACUUUCAAGGGACUUCGGGGCGUCUGUACAGGCUUCCUUGUUGCAUUUGACAAGUUCUGGAAUAUGGCACUUACUGAUGUCGACGAGACUUACCGAAAACCUGUCCUAGGCAAAGCAUAUGAACGCGAUUCUUCACUGACUCUCACUAGGCUAUUUGAUCGGCUGAAACUUCAAGAUUCCUCCAAGAAGGAAGCAGAUUCUAAGUCUGCAGUUGAAGAUUCCACUCUGUCCAGAUACUCACAGACAUCCACUUGGAAGUUGGCUUCAGUGUGGGGAAGAGGAGACACUGACCGGGGCUCACACAAGCGUUCCCGCUCUGUCCCUUCUUCCCUGCAGGCCUCUGCAAGGGAGGAGUCCAGGUCAGAGCUGUCAGGGAGGACUACACGGACAGAAGGUUCCAGUGUGGGAGGUACCUUUUCCAGGGCUACCACCCUUUCCAGAAGCCAGUCCCGUAAGAAAAAGCGAAAGCCCAAAGUGGAUUACCAGCAGGUAUUCACUCGACACAUAAAUCAGAUUUUCAUUCGAGGCGAGAAUGUCCUGCUGGUUCAUCUUGCACAGUGAACAGCUCAGCCUGAGCUUUGGUUUUUAGAAAUAAAGUGCAUGAAUUGCUGCUGUAUCCUAGUAUCCCAGUGAAACUCUUGAGUUGGAAUGAUUCCCUCUGGUCCUGCCUAUGCAGAGGACAGAGCAGGCUCAGCCCUCUGGAAGGUGAACUUAAGGGGAGGACAGGCCUUGGGAGGGCAGGUGUAUGCAUUAAUAUCAAGGCAAAAAGCAUGUAUAGAUACAUGCAUCUGAUUUGGUGUCCUGAUUUACUUCAGACCCUGAAACCAAACAGGUGAUCCUCCAUUAGGGGUGACAAUAUGAGUACAAUUUACUUUACAGAGACUAUAGGGGAAAAAAUAGUCUCAAAAAGAAGUAUUCCAUGUCUAAAAGCUAGUGCCCUGAGUACUCAUGAAUUCGAUUCUAAGAGUAGCGGUGUAAAUUGCCUUGGAGCUCUGCAUCCACAUCUUCUAACUAACCUUUGAAUUUUGCCCAACAUGUUUCUCUCUUGAUGAAGAAAUGAAAUGUACUGUCUUUGAAUAUCUACAAGAUCUGGGAAAGUUACCAACUUACUUAGGGGUGAAAUUUGGAUAGGUGUUAUGCUCAAAAAAACCAGCAAUGAGUGCUCUGUUUUGAUCCUUCUUAUGAUGGAAAGGAAUAUAGGAAUUCCUCAGUCUUCCCCUUACCAGAGGUAGCCUCUGCAAAUGGCAUACCAGACGGGACUCUAAGAUUCUUAUGUGGUGGCUUCUUGUCCUUCUCUCUGACUUCUGUGGCAUGGUGCUAGCGCAUGUACCCUGUGGUGUUGGCCCUCUGUCCGUAGCGUGAACUGUCCUGUGAGCUUUAUGUCAGGAGACUGUAACCUUCAUGUCCAUCUUCAAAGAGUUCUGCAUUAGCUCGGUAAUACCUGUCGCAUGGCUGAGAGUCCCCUUUCCAGACAGGGCCAGCCUUGUGUACAAUAUCUUUCAGAAUAUGGUUUUACCAUGAAACAGGGGUGAUAGAUUUAUUCCCUGUGUCAGGCCAAAGAAGUUCU
Cebus imitator (Panamanian white-faced capuchin) is the source of this 2139-nucleotide messenger RNA. It is a transcript of the gene LSM11, whose product is annotated as LSM11, U7 small nuclear RNA associated. Gene Ontology annotation, cellular component: U7 snRNP. Gene Ontology annotation, molecular function: U7 snRNA binding. The coding region runs from base 51 to 1133 and encodes 360 amino acids. The transcript has 4 exons. The record is from RefSeq and is a predicted model, not a curated record. Lineage: Eukaryota; Metazoa; Chordata; Mammalia; Primates; Cebidae. Gene Ontology annotation, biological process: mRNA 3'-end processing by stem-loop binding and cleavage.